Molecule: messenger RNA, 1627 nt
Organism: Fusarium oxysporum Fo47
Lineage: Eukaryota; Fungi; Ascomycota; Sordariomycetes; Hypocreales; Nectriaceae
Product: DUF2406 domain-containing protein
Exons: 4
Coding region: 191-1363 (390 amino acids)
Source: RefSeq, a predicted model, not a curated record
CCGACCGCGUUGCUCCUUGCAAUCUCCAGUUUCUUAUCCACAAUCCCCAUCGCAUCGGUCGAUUGCCUGCAACUCUCCGCCCGCCUUAUCACGCUGAGACUCUAAUCGCCAAGAGCCAGGGCCUUUCUGAGAUCCAUUGCGGCCAAGCACCACAUCAAAUAAAACAGUCGCCCCCCCAAGCGCCGCGACCAUGGCUACCUCCACUGAACAGUAUCGCCAAUAUCCACCGCCGCCGUCGAAUUAUCCGGCGCAGGAUCAUCAACAGCAGCAAUAUCAACAGACUGCCCCGGUCUCGCCGCGCAAAGGUUCGCAGAAUCCGCCUGCCCACAGCCGAACGUUCAGCUUUCAUUCUCAAAAGUCGCAUAAGAGCUCUGGUAGCAAGGACUUGCAAGAAACCCACGCCGAGAAGGAAGCGAAGCGUUUACAUAGCAAAGCGGAUCCCACGUUAGCCAUAAGCGAAGCAGAGCCAUCUGCCAUCGCUGCCAUGAUGACCGAGUCGAGUUUUGCCCCUCUGCGGUCCAUGCAACACAAAGAUGCCUUCGGAAACUCUAUCGCGGAUCCCGACAAAUCGAACCCGACUCGAAACAGAUGGGAGCGCCCAUUAGACACUAUUCGUAGUUUCGAGGCCGCAAUCGAUGGUGGUUACUCACGCAAGUCUCUCUACCGAGCGGAAACGGAUUCACAGGCCAACUGGAACAGGCGGAAUAGUUCUUAUAACAGUCAGCCUCGCUUCCCUCGCGACAACUACUACAACAACCGCCCCGUUUCCUUUAGACCGGAGAAUCAAUUUGAGAAUGGGUCUACCCGAAGCAACUACUUUGAUGGGCAAGCUUAUAGCAAUGGCUUUGGCACUGGCCCAUCUCGGCAACGGAUGUCUAGAAUGCAGUCUGAGCCACAGUACCAGAGCGGCCACGAUCAGAAUAUCUAUCCUCUCCCCCACAAGGACCGAUCAUACGAGACGGUGACUUCUGCUGGGGGUAGUGGCAAUUCGGAUCACGCAGGCUAUCAGACAGACCCUACGAGCAGCGACAACAGCUCAAUUGAUCGGACGAUGCCGGCUAAGCGCCGCGAGCCCUUGAAUGAGCAUGCGUCCGGCUCAUAUCAGCCUCAGCAUCCAUACCAGUCACGCCCUUGGCCAGCAUCUGGUUCUGGUGUGAACAAUGAGGGACAACCUCAAGUACUACCACCUUCGCAUUCGCAGCCUCCUACGACACAGGCUCAGGCCUCAAUUCCACCGCAGAAACAGAAGAAUACCCUUUUGAGGAGGACAUCAACUCAACAGUCGGCACACCAACCUCAGCAAGCAGCUAACGGGGACAAGCGCAAGAGUUGGUUUUCUCGCAGGUUCAGCAAAAACUCUUGAAGAGCCAGCGGUUCAGUAAUGACUGUCAACGUUUGAAACGAACACGAAACAAACCUUAUUAUGCAACUACUUUCCUUUGUCGAUACCCGUUUUCUUUGAUAUUCGACGUCGAAUGGCACGAUCGAACAGUACUUGAAGCGCCUGUACUAUUCGACGGAUUUUGCGAUGGCCCCCCGGAGUAUGCUGCCAUGCCUCGUGCUUCGUCCCUCUUAUAGGGCAGAGCGGCAGAUACUGUUUAACUUAGGUCAAAUUGGUUUACAGUUG